Messenger RNA from Vicia faba (fava bean), 3642 nucleotides. Lineage: Eukaryota; Viridiplantae; Streptophyta; Magnoliopsida; Fabales; Fabaceae. The record is from the annotation of a GenBank genome assembly.
AUGGGGGCGGAAAUUCCAAAGGAUGGAUUGAAGGAGAAACUCGACUAUCUUUCACUCGUAUCCAAGGUAUGUACCGAGUUGGAAUCUCACACCGGAACCGGCGACAAGGUUCUAGCUGAGUUUAUUACCGAUUUAGGUCACUCGUCGGAGUCUGUUGAAGAAUUUGAUUCUAAAUUGAAAGAAAACGGCGCCGAGAUGCCCGAUUAUUUCGUUCGAACUCUUCUCACCAUCAUUCAUGCUAUUCUUCCUCCUAAACCUAACAAGGAGAAGGAGAAUCAGAAGGAGACUGCUACGUCCAAGACUAAGUUUAAGGCGUUGUCGAUUUCAGAUGAUAGGGAUCGUGCUAAGGAGCUUAGGAACGAGAUUGAAGCCGAUGCUAGAGAUAAACAGAAGCAGAUGGAGCCGGAAAGGUAUGAAAAAGGUUGGGAUGAUGAUGAUGGUUAUAGAGAUAGGCGCAGAGAUAGAGAGAGAUACGAUAGAGAUGAUAAAAGGGAUUAUAGAAGGGGUAGUGAUAGAGAAAGAGGUAGAGACAGAGAUGAUAGAAGGGGGAAUGAUAGAGACCGAGAUAGGUACGAAAGAGAUGAUAGAAGGAGGAAUGAUAGAGAUAGAGAUAGAGAUAGGUAUGAAAGAGAUGAUAAAAGAGGGAAUGAUAGGGAUAAAUAUGAGAGGAGGAGGAGGGAUGGGAAUGAGGAGUAUGAACAUGGAAGGGAGGAGAAUAUUGAUGAGAAAGGUCGUAAAGAAAGAGAUUCGAGGCGUGAUGAUUCUGGUGAACCUGAGCUGUAUAUGGUUUAUAAAGGAAGAAUUUCUAGGGUCAUGGAUACUGGCUGUUUUGUUCAGUUGGAUGAUUUAAGAGGGAAGGAGGGUUUGGUUCAUGUUUCUCAGAUGGCUACUAGGAAGAUUGUUAAUGCUAAGGAAGUUGUUAAAAGGGAUCAGCAGGUUUAUGUGAAGGUGAUUUCUGUUUCUGGUUCGAAGUUAAGUCUUUCCAUGAGGGAUGUUGAUCAGCAUACCGGGAAGGAUCUUCUUCCGUUGAAGAAGAGCUCAGAGGACGAGGCUUUUAGGACAAAUCCACAAGAUUCGAAAGAUGGGCCGGUGGCUAGGACAGGCCUUUCUGGGAUCAGGAUUGUGGAGGAGAAUGAUAUUGGUUCUACGCGCAGGCCGCUUAAGAGAAUGAGCUCUCCUGAGAUAUGGGAAGCAAAACAGUUGAUUGCUUCAGGGGUUUUGAGUGUUUCGGAGUAUCCGACUUAUGAUGAUGAGGGAGAUGGAGUCAUGUACCAAGAGGAAGGCGCUGAAGAAGAGCUUGAGAUUGAGAUGAAUGACGAUGAACCCGCUUUCUUGCAAGGGCAGAGCAGGUACUCAAUGGAUAUGUCUCCGGUAAAAAUCUUUAAGAAUCCAGAAGGUUCUCUGGGUCGUGCUGCUGCGCUCCAAUCCGCGCUUAUAAAGGAGCGUAGGGAAGUAAGAGAACAGCAGCAGCGUACCAUGCUUGAUUCAAUUCCAAAGGAUCUCAAUCGUCCUUGGGAGGACCCUAUGCCAGAGUCCGGUGAAAGGCAUCUUGCCCAAGAGUUGAGGGGUGUUGGCCUAUCGGCCUAUGAUAUGCCAGAAUGGAAGAAAGAUGCCUAUGGGAAAACCAUUACUUUUGGCCAAAGGUCAAAGCUUUCUAUUCAGGAACAGAGGCAGAGUUUGCCAAUUUACAAGUUAAAAAAAGAACUGAUUCAAGCUGUCCUAGAUAAUCAGGUCUUGGUUGUGAUUGGUGAAACUGGUUCAGGUAAGACUACGCAGGUCACCCAGUAUCUUGCUGAAGCAGGUUAUACCACCAGAGGUAAAAUUGGAUGUACUCAACCCCGUAGAGUGGCUGCAAUGUCCGUUGCAAAGAGAGUUGCAGAAGAGUUUGGGUGUAGAUUAGGAGAGGAAGUUGGUUAUGCCAUUCGGUUUGAGGAUUGCACCGGACCUGAUACUGUAAUCAAGUACAUGACUGAUGGUAUGCUUCUUAGGGAAAUUUUGGUUGAUGAGAAUCUGUCACAGUAUAGUGUUAUAAUGCUUGAUGAAGCACAUGAGAGAACUAUUUAUACUGAUGUUCUUUUCGGACUGCUCAAGCAGCUGGUGAAGCGGAGACCUGAGUUGCGAUUGAUUGUCACAUCUGCUACUCUUGAUGCUGAAAAGUUUUCAGGAUAUUUCUUUAACUGUAACAUCUUCACAAUUCCUGGGAGAACUUUUCCUGUAGAGAUACUCUAUACCAAACAGCCCGAAAGCGAUUACUUGGAUGCAUCUCUGAUCACUGUUCUACAGAUUCACUUGACAGAACCUGAAGGAGACAUUCUUCUCUUCUUAACUGGUCAGGAGGAGAUUGAUUUUGCUUGUCAGUCUCUCUACGAGAGAAUGAAGGGAUUAGGUAAGAAUGUCCCAGAGCUGAUCAUUUUACCUGUUUAUAGUGCCCUUCCUAGUGAAAUGCAAUCUAGGAUAUUCGAUCCCGCUCCUCCUGGGAAAAGGAAAGUGGUUGUGGCUACAAACAUUGCUGAAGCUUCUUUGACUAUUGAUGGGAUAUUUUAUGUUAUUGAUCCGGGGUUUGCUAAGCAAAAUGUUUAUAACCCGAAGCAAGGUCUUGAUUCCUUGGUGAUAACUCCAAUAUCACAAGCCUCAGCCAAACAAAGAGCUGGACGUGCAGGGCGUACUGGACCUGGAAAGUGCUAUCGCCUCUAUACUGAGAGUGCAUAUAGGAAUGAGAUGUCACCUACUUCUGUUCCAGAAAUUCAAAGGAUAAAUCUGGGAAUGACUACUCUUAGCAUGAAAGCCAUGGGCAUAAAUGAUCUUCUGUCAUUUGAUUUUAUGGACCCACCAUCACCCCAAGCACUUAUUUCCGCCAUGGAGCAGCUUUACAGUCUUGGAGCAUUGGAUGAAGAGGGCCUACUAACCAAAUUGGGGAGAAAAAUGGCUGAAUUUCCUCUGGAUCCACCACUGUCCAAGAUGCUAUUUGCCAGUGUUGACCUUGGAUGCAGUGAUGAGAUAUUGACCAUAAUUGCCAUGAUCCAGACUGGCAACAUUUUUUACAGGCCCAGGGAGAAACAGGCUCAAGCAGAUCAGAAAAGGGCAAGGUUUUUCCAGCCAGAGGGUGACCAUCUUACAUUACUUGCUGUUUAUGAAUCAUGGAAAAAUAAAAACUUUUCUGGACCCUGGUGUUUUGAGAAUUUUGUUCAAUCUCGGUCGUUGAGAAGAGCCCAGGAUGUUAGGAAACAACUUCUCACCAUCAUGGAUAAGUACAAAUUGGAUGUUGUGAGUGCUGGAAAAAACUUCACCAAGAUUCGGAAGGCUAUCACUGCCGGGUUCUUUUUUCAUGCCGCUAGAAAGGACCCCCAAGAAGGUUACAGAACACUAGUUGAGAAUCAGCCUGUAUAUAUCCAUCCAAGUUCAGCUUUGUUCCAGAGGCAGCCAGACUGGGUCAUAUACCAUGAGCUUGUAAUGACAACUAAGGAAUAUAUGCGCGAGGUCACAGUCAUAGACCCCAAGUGGCUUGUUGAGUUGGCUCCUAGAUUCUUUAAAGUGGCAGAUCCUACAAAGAUGAGCAAACGAAAGCGCCAAGAGCGUAUUGAACCACUUUAUGAUAGAUACCACGAGCCAAAUUCAUGGCGUUUGAGUAAACGCCGUGCAUGA